Molecule: messenger RNA, 266 nt
Organism: Funneliformis geosporum
Lineage: Eukaryota; Fungi; Glomeromycota; Glomeromycetes; Glomerales; Glomeraceae
Source: the annotation of a GenBank genome assembly
AUAGGAAUUAUGCUGAAUACGAGAAGUCUAGUGAAUUUGAUUUAUUAUCUCCGGAAGAAAAUAUGAGAAUUAAGAAAGCGAUUUAUUAUUUUUCUCUUCAAAUUUCUAAAUGGGUUUUAUUGCUUGGAUUAAUUGUUCGGGAAACAUAUACAAAUGAUAAAUCAUUUACGGAUUUGGGAGAAUUUGCCAAAAAAUUUUUGAAUAAUGAACUAUUCAUGAUUUUUAUAGAUGAAGAUAAUUACAUGUCUACGAGCUCCCGUUCUUAA